AUGAUGUCUACAAAUUCACCUCGCACCGAUCCUUGCGAACGAAGUGCAUGGGAGAUCACCUGGAGCUGUGUCGCCGUCAUCGUCGCUUGCACCUGGAAAGCCGUGCAUCCCAACGUCCUCCCUGCUCACCUGAGGGGAAGCGCCAAAUGGAGACUCAUCCUACGUCGGCUGCGCAUGACCCUAUGGGCUCUGCUCGUACCAGAGUUGAUGGUUAUGUGGGCGGUCACCCAGUGGUUCGAUGCGCGAGAAAUCUCAGAGCUGCAAAGACGAGGGAACGAGCAGGAUAUCGAAUCGAGGGAUUCGGUUGGUGAGGGAGACAGCUAUGUGUUGGUGUCAGGUAGCGCAGAAAGCACAAGAGAGGCCAGUACUUCCAAGCCGAGCGCUAGCGCCCCAGAAAAGCUUUCCUGGACAAUAGUUCACUCCUUCUUUUUGACGAUGGGAGGCUUCAUCGUCAACAUUAGUGGGGUGGAACAUACACUCCGCCUUGAGGACGUUGUACCCCAACCUCCCGGCUCCAAGGAGCUUCCUCGGGUACCCUGGCCGGCUGUCGAAGGAGGCGAUAUCAGCGACAAGAGCAAGAUUGAUGGUAUCGCCAAAACUCUCGUAACGGUGCAAACUACUUGGUUUAUCAUCCAACUCUCAAUUCGCGCAAUCGAAGGGUUGGCCGUAACGGAGCUUGAGGUGAUGACACUGGCAUACGCUUUGAUGUGCGCAUUUCUCUACGGGUUCUGGUGGAACAAACCAUACGACGUCCACAAGCCCAUUCUUACUGGAACAAGCGACCAGCUGGAGGUACCAGGAGCUCGUCGGAGGUCUAUGUCCCUCACAAGUCUCCUGGAUGGAGAUUGGAUCAUGUAUCUUCACGGCGCCAUCGUGGAAGACACACGUUUAGACUACCUCUCAGAGAUGGCGCCCGAGAGAAACGGAAGGAUCGCCAUCGUCAUCUCCCUCAUCAGCGCAACACUCUUCGGCUCCAUCCACUGCAUCGCAUGGAAUUUCCAGUUCCCUACACCUGCCGAGAGAAUAAUCUGGAUUUCGUCCUCCUUGGUCAUAGUCGCCGUGCCACCACUUUGGGUGUGUGAGGCCGUCACGGUUAUUGCCUGCAAGGCCACCGAAAUCCGCCCGUCUAUCCGGAACGCCCUCGUAGUCCCCCGCUACGUUAUUUUAGCAGUGAGCGUUUAUGCAUACUUUAUCGCCCGUGUCCUCUUGAUUGUUCAAGCAUUCGUGCUUCUGCGCGAGUUGCCUCCUUCCGCUGAGCAACCCGUACGAUGGUCAUAUUUCUUCCCUCAUAUUUAG
Molecule: messenger RNA, 1296 nt
Organism: Pleurotus ostreatus (oyster mushroom)
Lineage: Eukaryota; Fungi; Basidiomycota; Agaricomycetes; Agaricales; Pleurotaceae
Exons: 2
Coding region: 1-1296 (431 amino acids)
Source: RefSeq, a predicted model, not a curated record